Messenger RNA from Vanderwaltozyma polyspora DSM 70294, 465 nucleotides. RefSeq names its product Mpp6p (gene MPP6). The record is from RefSeq and is a predicted model, not a curated record. Bases 1 to 465 code for a protein of 154 amino acids. Lineage: Eukaryota; Fungi; Ascomycota; Saccharomycetes; Saccharomycetales; Saccharomycetaceae. The transcript has a single exon.
AUGAGUGAGAUUACAGGCAAGCUAUCGAAUCGAGUAAUGAACAUGAAGUUCAUGAAGUUCAGUAAAAGUAGUACUGAUGAAACUGAAUCCGAGGUUGUUAGCACUGCUAAGAAGUUUUCCGAUAGUUCUGAGUGGACUUUACCUAAACAUAAGGGUACCGAUGACGAUCAAGUUCAGAAGAGUAGUGUCAGAAAAGUUAUAAGAGUUAGAAGGACUCCAAUUGUUCUUUCAAACGUAGGGGUAGCUACUAUUAAGGAAGAUGUGAACAUCAUUAGAGGUAGGAGGAUGGUUGGUGAACCUCCUCAGGAACAUGUAAAAAGAAGUUCAGAAACUGCAGAAAUUUCCUCUGAGAAAGAGGAUGACGGUUACGAACCUUGUUUAGAUCAACUAUUUAAGGAAUCUAAGAACUCUCAAUCGAAUAAGAACAAGAAGAAUAAACAUAAGAAACAAAAGAAGAGGAAUUGA